This is a messenger RNA of Leptinotarsa decemlineata (Colorado potato beetle), 8134 nucleotides long. Its product is annotated as NFX1-type zinc finger-containing protein 1. The record is from RefSeq and is a predicted model, not a curated record. Gene Ontology annotation, biological process: regulatory ncRNA-mediated heterochromatin formation. Gene Ontology annotation, cellular component: nucleus; nuclear RNA-directed RNA polymerase complex. Lineage: Eukaryota; Metazoa; Arthropoda; Insecta; Coleoptera; Chrysomelidae. Gene Ontology annotation, molecular function: zinc ion binding; helicase activity.
ACUUUUCCAUCUUUUUAAAUUAUUUAUGUAGUGAAGUGUCGUUGAAGGUGUGAAAAAAAGAGUGUAGUUGAAGAAAUAAAUCAUUUAUAAUAUAUUUAUUGAAUGUAAAUCUUUGUUUUUGGAGUUUUCUGACAAGUUAUUUUCCCAACUUGUCUUUGCCUCAAGAUGUUUGGCAAAGUGAUUUAACUUGGAAUGAAGUAUACAUUGCAAUGCAGAAUCACAGAUUAAGAAGUCACCAGAUUUCAGUCGAUCUUAUACUUUCGGAAAAUAUUUCAUAGUGAAAACAAUUAGUUAUCGUUAAUGAGUACCAGUGGUUUAUUUUAAAUCCGUAAGUUUUCAACAAUAUGAAUACCAACAGAUUUUCUACUAAGAAAUAUAGCCGGCAUAGUAAGAAUGAAUCAAGGCGUGGUCAAGGAGACCACCCGAGGACUUUGUCACGUCCAAGAGAUCGGAGUUCUCGUUCGCAUAACGGCAGAUCCGUCAGCCCUCCAAAUGGACACCAUAGCAGGAGCCGCAGCAGAGAUCGAAGACCUCAUUCUGUAAAUGAACUCAACACCAGGAAAAGACCCUAUGAAGAUCUUAGACUCCUUCUCGAUGGGCCUCACAACCCGAAAAGACCCAAUAAAGAUCUUGUCGAUGACCCUCACAACCCGAAAAGACCCUAUGAAGAUCUUAGACUCCUUCUCGAUAGGCCUCACAACCCGAAAAGACCCAAUAAAGAUCUUAGACUCAAUGUCGAUGACCCUCACAACCCGAAAAGACCCAAUAAAGAUCUUAGACUCUUUGUCAAUGGCCCUCACAACCCAAAAAAGAUGAGACAAAUGGGGUUCAGAUCGGUUCAGGAUUUGCUGAUGAAGGAAAACCUCGAGGACAUUAUUUUAGUUUUGAGUAACGACAAGAAUGGUUUCAAGGAGGUCCUUGAGAACAGAGAAAUGUCUAAUGAUAUGGUAGUGUUGAUCCUGCGACUUUUGUCAAAGAUAAGCGAAUGUUCUUUUCAGUCAUCUAAGAUUGAGCUUUUAGAAUUUGCCCUGAGGAGCGCUUUUGCUGAUAACGUCAUCAAGUUCGUGUCUACUAUUGCAAUUCAGACGAGUCAAGAAAAAAAUCGCAACACCGAAUUUUGGAAAGAUACCGAUCAAUUCUGGAACAACAUGAUACAGGUUACGCGCAACAUGCAAGACAUCAUCCCAACUUCUUCCUGUGAGGUCACUUUGAAGCUCCUUAAGGCAGCUAAACUGAACAUACCCAAUAUCGAAACUUCCCACACCCUAAAAAUAUCGGACAGCAUCAAAAAAGAAGUUGACCAGUUGUUCGACAUUGCCGAAAAACUGUCAAUGGAAAUCGAGCAGAAAACAAAAGUGUUUACGGUAGGGGCAAAUAUGUUGGAACCUCCGAAUAACUUCAGGGAAAUUAGUGUCUACCCCAGCGCAGUGGAAGUUACCCAACCUAAGGCUCCUUUUCUGAGACCCAAUGUCAUUGAAGGGCCCUAUCGAGACGUGGAACACUAUUUGGACGUUCAGUUUCGUUUAUUAAGAGAGGAUUUUGUUGCCCCAUUGAGAGGGGCAAUAUGUAGGUACUUGAAGAACCCCAAAGCUAAGCUCGACGACGUGAGGAUCUACAAAGGCGUCCAAUUUCUGAACGCCGAGACCGUGACAGAGCAAAAAUGCUUCCGAAUCCAGUAUGACUUCAGCACAAAAAAAAGAAUAUUCCAGUACGAAAAUUCCAGAAGGUUCAUGUUUGGAGCUCUGCUGUGCUUCACCAGCGAUAACUUCAAGACGGUCCUCUUCGCCAAAGUGGCCAAACGCGACGUCAAGGAUUUGUUAGAAAACGGCCAGUUGUUCGUUGGUUUCAGUGAAGAUGUUGACCUGCCUGAGAACAUGUACGACCUGCGGUACAUUAUGGUCGAGAGUACCGUCUACUUUGAACCUUACUAUCAAGUGCUGAACGUACUCAAAACGAUGAAACAAGAAAAUUUUCCGAUGGAACGCUACAUCAUCAGGGUAAAAACCAACAUUCGGCCUCCUCACUAUCUUCUGAGGAAAAGAGACGAGUUGUACAUGAUAGAAGACCAGUCUUUUUGCCCGCUGGAAUGGGGCGAAAGGAAGUUCUACGGUUUUAAUGAGUCCCAAGAUGCAGCUUUCCAAGCAGCUCUCACCAAGGAUUUCUGUGUUAUCCAAGGUCCACCAGGUACGGGCAAAACAUUCCUAGGUCUGAAAAUUGUCCACACGCUGCUGCGCAACAUGCAUAUCUGGUUCAAAAACACCCCGAUUCUCGUUAUCUGUUUCACUAACCACGCCCUAGACCAGUUUCUCGAAGGGAUACUUCCGGUCACCGAGAAUAUACUGAGGGUGGGGGGACAGUCAAAGAACGAAAAGCUGUACAACUACAAUAUUCGGAAAAAGAGAAUCCAUUUGAACUACAAUUCUGUGGUUAGUCAAAAACGACACAGGGUGCAGUCUAGCAUCAACGAGAUAUCGACUAUUACCGAAUAUUUGAGCGAAAUUGAAAAAAAUACCAGUGUGGUCACAUUCGAGGUAUUUCGCGACAUUGUUCCUGGCUACUCCGGCAGUUGGUUUGAUGCCGCAAGUGGAGAUGAUAUCGUCAGGUGGUUGCUUAGUGGAGGAAAGUACAGUUAUCGCAAUGGUAGAAAAAAGCGUCAGAGGAAUAGGAAACAACAGAAAGUGGAUCCAACUCCGCAGACGAAUGAGCCGGCAGUCAUCGAUAAAGAAGAGAAAGAUGUGAAUGGAGACGUUAACGAGAUUGUGGUCGAUCAGAUUUUCGAAAAUAUCAAAGUGGAGCCUUUUCGAAAACUUAUCGAUUUAGAAUCGAUGGUUGACAGACAAAAAAGCAUGCUACGAGAAGUGCAGGUGUUGGAAAACGAACCACAUCUAAAGAAUCGAGACUGCGGAAGGGACAUACUUACUUUCGAAUUGUAUAAAAUCGAAAGUGAAAUAGAAUAUUUGAAGAUGAGACUAGGCGAAAGAGUCAAUAGUAAUUCGCCUCCAGAGUUUGUCGAUUUGGCGAAUCCUCACAACAUGUCGUCUAAAGAUCGCUGGAAGCUCUAUUACCAGUGGCUAGAUAUUUAUGUCGCCAAAUUGAGGGCACGCAAAGAAGAGGUCAACAGGAGUUUUCGGAAAUUGUACUCAGUCUAUUCCGAAAUGCGGGAUAUGGAGGAUGCAAAAAUCAUGAAGAGCAGUCUAGUCGUCGGAAUGACAACUACAGGUGCGGCUCGUCUUCAGUCUUCCUUGCAAUCCCUCAAGAGUCCGAUAGUGAUCGUGGAGGAAGCCGCCGAGGUGCUGGAAGCUCACAUCAUAAGUUCUUUGACGCCUCACUGCAGACAUUUAAUUCUCAUCGGCGAUCAUCAACAGCUGAAGCCAACCACCGCGAACUUCAAAAUUGAAACCAAAUAUGGUCUAGGUAUCAGUUUGUUCGAGAGGAUGAUCAAUAACAAAAUCCAGUGCCACACUUUGACCGUUCAACAUCGAAUGCGCCCGGAAAUAUCUUGUCUUAUCAGACCUGCAAUUUAUCCAGUCUUAGAAGAUCACAUUUCUGUCAGUAAUCGACCUCAGACUCUUGGAGUAGAAAAGUGUCUUUAUUUCUUGGAUCAUCAAGAACAAGAAGACAUUUGCAAGGAUAAUAGCAAGAGGAAUGUGCACGAGUCGAAAUUUUUAAUAAGACUGGCAAGACAUCUAGUACUAAAUGGCUACAAUCCUACGAAAAUUACCAUUUUGGUUGCGUAUUUGGGUCAAAUGUUUGAGAUGCAACGUGAAAAGAGACAGUACUCCAAUUUGCUGCAAGGCAUAAGAAUUGCAGUCUUGGAUAACUACCAGGGAGAAGAAAAUGAUAUUAUACUUUUGUCUUUAGUUCGGAACAACAGCGAGAAUAAAAUUGGAUUCUUAAAAAUUGAAAACAGAGUAUGUGUGGCUUUAUCGCGGGCUAGAAACGGUUUGUACAUCAUGGGAAAUAUGAAUCUUCUUUGUAAUAACAGCAAGAUUUGGCCGAAAAUAAGAGAAGCGCUGGAGAGCCAAAACGCAAUCGGUCAUAAUCUAAUGCUCCGUUGUCAGGUACACUAUGACAAAAUAACUCCUGUUAAAAAAGCAGAUGAUUUCAAUAGUUUUCCGGAAGGAGGUUGUAGUCAAAUAUGUGGAGCGAAAUUGGGAUGCGGUCAUUUCUGCAAAAGAUUAUGCCAUGUUGAAGACAAAGAACACGUCCUUCAUAAAUGCAGGGAAAAAUGUAGCAACGUCUUAUGCGAAGACCCAACUCACAUAUGUCGUGAGCUCUGCUUCAAAGAAUGCGGCCCGUGUAAGUAUCUUGUGAAUCGCAAAUUACAGUGCGGGCAUCUCGUCGAAAUCACCUGCCACUCAGAUCCAACAGUGUACGAAUGUAAAGAGGACGUUUACACGAAGUUACCCUGUGGACACGAAGCCAAAAAACCAUGUCACAUCAACCCGGAAUUGUUUCGGUGUCCAUAUCCUUGCGAUUCCAGAGUGGAACCCUGCGGGCACUCAUGUACCAGGGGUUGUCAUAUCACCGAUGAUCCCGAUCAUUUAAAGUACAAGUGCAUGAAACCGUGCGAUAGAUAUCGCAAAGGGUGCACUAAUCAGACUGACGAGGCUCAUCUUUGUCGAAGAAUGUGCUGUGAAGAAUGUCCAGAAUGUGAAGUGGAAGUCCUGAAGAAGAAAAGAAAAUGCAAUCACUCUUUCAAAAUUGCCUGUAAACAAGACGUCGAUCUGAUUCCGUGUCGUAAACCUUGUCUGAAGAUCUUACCAUGUGGUCACAAAUGCACAAAGAGAUGUGAAGCAUCUUGCGGCAACUGCCGCAAAAUGGUGGAAAAAAUCGUUUCCGACUGUAACCAUACAAUCAAAAUCGAAUGUUCUGUGGAACCCGAGAAGAAAUUUUGUAAAUCAAAAUGUCCGCGCGUGUUGCCAUGCGGCCACGAGUGCCCGAAUAGAUGCGACGAAGACUGUACCACGAACUGCAAAGUAAUGAUCGACUGCUCCAUUCCUAGUCCGUGCGGUCAUAUAGUCAAAAGAAUUGAAUGUUUCCUGAAAGAUUCGGAGGACCAAAAGAUUCGGGUAAACUUCUGCACGGAACCUUGUGGAGUCAAGCUGAAGUGCAACCACAUCUGUCAAGGUACUUGCGGAGAGUGUUCUCAAGGUCGCAUCCAUGUAAAAUGCAAAGAGAAAUGCGGCGUCCCAUUGGUUUGCAACCACGAGUGUCCCAUACCCUGUCGGGAGGCUUGCAAACCAUGUCGAAGACCCUGCGAGUACCGUUGCAAGCACAGCAAGUGUAAGAGGAACUGUGGAGACCCAUGCACGGUCUGCAAAGAGAGCUGCCCAAGAAAGUGUGAGCAUCAGAAAUGCUCAAGAAAAUGCGGAUAUAUGUGCGACGUUCCCCCUUGCAACAAACCAUGCAAGAAAAAAUUGAAAUGCGGCCACAGAUGUAUCGGCUUUUGCGGAGAUCCCUGCCCCAUUCUCUGCAAGGUUUGCGACCGAGAUGAAUUAACACACAUCUUUCUCGGCAACGAAGACGAAGAAGACGCCAUCUACGUCAUGCUGGAGGAUUGCAAACACAUUUUCGAAUCCGACGAUAUAGAAAACUGGUUGAUGAUGGGCGAGGACGAGAUAAAGGCCAAGGUUUGCCCAAGAUGCAAAACUACUAUCAAAACCACAACCAGAUACAGCAAUUACAUCAGGCGUACUCUGGAGGAUAUCACCAUGGUGAAGACUAAGUUUUAUGGUGAUCCAGACGAGAACGAAGGCGUAUCUUAUGAACUGAUUGCCGAAUUGCAGAACCUAUUAGAGAAAGUUUCAUGGAUAAAGAUAGAAAAAAAAGAUUUGAGAGUCGCAAUAAAUCACUUGCUUCUGAGACUGGAAAGGACUAGGAAUAUGCGCUAUCAACCCAUUAACAAAAUGGAUCUGCAAGCCAUCAAAGCCAAAUGGCAGAUUUUUAAAGCCGUUGUCAAAAUUUUUUAUGAUCUACAGCUAGAGUUCAAAGAAACUGUUUUUCACUCAUGCGAAGAACAACUUUCAUUCAUUGUGGGCGCUGUGAUGAGAGAUGAGGAUUCGAUCACUGGCCAAGAGAUAGAAGACAUCACGCUGGAGAUCAAUCGACUAAAGAGAAGGUCUCAGUUUGAACAGAUCAAGACGUCAUCCACCUUCAGUACUUACGUUACCAAAGAUGACGUCCAGCAGCAGGUUACAAAGAUCUCGGAUCUGCUGAACUCCCUCCUCAGAUACAGUUCUGACUUGGACGACACCCUGCAAUCCGAACUGGAAAAGUUGAAGGAACUGACAGCCUCGCCGAUACAGAUAUCUGAAGCUGAGCGCAUCGCCAUCGUGAAAGCCAUAGGCCUGAGCCCCGGCCACUGGUACAAGUGCCCCAACGGGCAUCCUUACCUCAUCACCGAAUGCGGAGGCGCCAUGCAGGUGUCCAAAUGUAACGACUGCGGCGUUGACAUUGGCGGAAGGAACCAUCGAUUGCUACCGGGGCAAGAGGUCGCUACCGAAAUGGAUGGGGCUCUUCACGGUGCUUGGUCUGAGGCGGCGAAUAUGGAGAAUUACGCGUUGUGAGAUUUUACAGUUUGUUUUUAGUGGUUUAUUUUAUUGAUGUUAUGCUCUCUGGCAAAAAUUGCUGUUUCCACACACCAGAAUACUUUGAAGGGGCAGGUUUCGCUUUGCAAGCGACAUCAUCAGAGGGUGGAUAAAAAGCUCCUUUAUAUUUAGGUAGAGAAACGCCAAAAACUUGCAAGGGCUAAUUAGUUGUCAUUUUUAUCCGACAUAACAAAUGUACAAAGAAAAAGAAAAGUGGUAAACAAAAAAAAAAAAAGAAUAAUAUAGUAGUAGCAAAAUAAUAGUGAAAAAAAAUCUAAAAAAUAUCUUUUCUUAUAAACCAUUUCAUUUGUUUGAGCGAAUUAGUUAAAUUUUCUUUUGUUCUUUUCCAUAUUUGUCUUUUUUCUAGUAUAAACAGUGUCUUGGGGCAAUAAAUUACUAUUAUUAUUAUUAUUAUACUUUUGACUACUGCAUACAAUUUUGAAUUGUCGCACAUACUCAUGAUACAAGUGGAGCUACUAUCGCAAUAUACCCACAUUAUGGACAGAUGAAGUAUCUUUAGAUGUUCUUGUUUGAAUCCUAGCGAACCCUUUCAUAUGCACUACUAAGAACUAACUGAUCUAACAUAACUAAAACAGAAUAGCAUAUGUUUUUUGAAAUGCCUGCAGAGUUGUAAAAUACUUGUGAGAAAAAGUCUUCUAUGUCUAUGUCAAACAUCACACUCCACAUAUUCCGAUGGCAAAACCAGAAAAGUAUGGUGUUGAGAAAAACUCUUCAUAGUUUAAGAAAUGUGGUGUAUUUUUAUUAUUAUUUUUUUUAAUCAUUGAGGUCAUUACUGCUCUGGACUCGAUGCCGGAGAUAUCUAAAUAUAUCGCGAAAAGUUGGGAGGGUUCCAACUUUGUAUGGUCUGCAAUUCACACCUAUUAUGUUUUUGACCACUUCACAAUGUAGAAUUUACAUUUAUUUUCAGUCUAUUGAAAUUCAACUAAUGUUUGUUGAUGGUAAUAUUCGUUUUAUAGUCAUCAUUAUGAUUCCCCAAUUUCAUUUCGUGGAAUGAAGAAUAAUCUUUUAAGAGAAAUAGAAUGAAAAGCUAGAUUAAACAUGUUUGUUUUAACUAUAUACUGUUGAUGACUUGCAUAGCAAAACCAACCAAAAAAAGGUGGUUUGGUGUUUUUUUUUCAGCAAUAUUGUUCUUUUAAUUUAGAUAUUUAAAAAAAAUUGUUGAAUGGUUUAAAUUUUAUAGUAAGCGUUAAGUUUUUUUAUUAAUCUAGUUUUUCUGAAUAAAUAAAUACUUCUAAUACUCAAAACGUAGUUCAAUCUGUUUGAUUAUUUUUGAUUCUCUUCUAUACAUCGAAUAUUAUACAAGAAGUAGAAGAGAACCUGUUAUUCUUAACAACCAGAAAUGACGUUAUUAAAACCAUAGAUUUAUAAUAUUUAGCCAAUAGUGAUAGUACAGAAAAUACAACUGUUUUCUUUGUUUAAACAAAUAAGUAUCAAAGCCUUUUAGUUUUCAAAAGCAUCUUUUUUUUCUGAAAAAAGAGCAUUUAAUCAGUUUACUGACAAUGAAUAUGAAAUCCAUAUUUGUU